Molecule: messenger RNA, 8925 nt
Organism: Falco peregrinus (peregrine falcon)
Lineage: Eukaryota; Metazoa; Chordata; Aves; Falconiformes; Falconidae
Gene: FBXO41
Product: F-box protein 41
Exons: 13
Coding region: 670-3075 (801 amino acids)
Molecular function (GO): protein binding
Source: RefSeq, a predicted model, not a curated record
ACCAUGCAUAGUCCCCCCUGAGCCCUGCAGCGCCCGGGGACCCUCCGUCCCCAGGGUGCCCAGCAGCCUUCACCCUCCCACCGCCCCACCAGGGCCUUCAGCCUCUGCUUCCUUCCUCCUCCUUCUACUCCUACUCCUCCUCCUCCUCCCAUAGCCACCACCCUCCCUCCUUCCCCAGGGCCUGGCUGGCAUGGAGGUGCUGGCUGCAGGGAGCCGGAUGCUUCCCGCGGCUCUUGCCUCCUCCUUGGGCUGCAUCCCUCCUGCCCAGCAUCCUUCCUCCCCGACAAAGCCCUGAGCCGCUCAGCAGCCGCCUCCUUUGUGCACGGGAGCGAGUGUGCGUGCUCUGUCCCCCCAGCCCGGAGCCCCCCCGGUUCCUUGCCCGGUGGUUUGCCAGUGGGGAAGCCGGAGAGAUGCUGCCCUCGCCGGAGGAUCCAAACGCGGGAGGUCGGCGGCCAGAAGCAGUGCCUGGCACCGGCCGAUGUUGACAUACCCCCCAGAAUUGCCGGAGCCCCCACUUCCAUCCCAGAUCUCUCACCCCGCCAUGCCCCAGCGGAGCCACGGCCCCACCUCCCGGGGCUCCCCAACCCAUUCUGCCUGCCACCAGUCCAUCCAUCCCGCGCCAUGAGCGGGGCUGUGCGGUUCCCCUGCAUUGGGGCACAUAGCUGAGGGAUGGCCUCGCUGGACCUGCCCUACCGAUGUCCGCGGUGUGGGGAGCACAAGCGCUUCCGCAGCCUCUCCUCGCUGCGGGCGCACCUGGAGUACAACCACACCUAUGAGACUCUCUACGUCCUCUCCAAGACCAACAGCAUCUGCGAUGCUGCCGUCUUCCCCCUGGCCACCGAUGGGGCCCUUCUGACACCAGCCGCCCGGCGGGACUACUUUGAGAGCACCUCCUUCCAAGGCAAGGACCAACGCUUCUCCUGCGACCUUGUCCCCGCUGAGGAGCUGGAGCCGGCCCCAUCCUCCUCCCCCUCACCCCGCUAUGUCCACGAGAUUGAGAUCCCACUGACAGAGAUCUUCACCCGGGGAAAAGCCGUGGCACCAGCCCCCACACCGCCAGCCACUAUGGACGCGGCCUAUGAGGAAGGCUUGGCCCGCCUGAAGAUCCGCGCCUUUGAGAAGCUGGAGGUGGACAAGAGGCUGGAGAAGCUGACGGAGGAGGUGGAGCAGAAGAUUGCCUCUCAGGUGGGCCGGCUCCAGGUGGAGCUGGACCGCAAGAGCUCAGAGCUGGAGAAGGCUAAGCAGGAAAGCCUGCGGCUCAGCCGGGAGAAGCAGGAGCUAGAGGACCGGGCAUCUGAACUGUCCCGCCAGGUGGACGUCAGUGUGGAGAUGCUGGCCUCCCUCAAGCAGGACCUGGUGCAGAAGGAGCAGGAGCUCACCCGCAAGCAACAGGAGGUGCUGCAGAUCGACCAGUUCCUGAAGGAGACAGCCGCCCGUGAGGCCAACGCCAAGGUCCGCCUCCAACACUUCAUCGAGGAGCUGCUGGACCGGGCAGACCGGGCCGAGAAGCAGCUCCAGAUCAUCAGCAGCAGCUGUGGCACCACCCCAAAUGGCAGCUUGGGACGCUGUGGCACGCCGGGGGCCAAGGCUGCCGGCCGACUGGUACCUCCGCGAGCACAGAGAGACCGGCACCCGGGGCCAGGGGUGGCCGUGCAUGGUCCUUACGGCGUAUCCAACCAGCGCUCCUCCUCCAGCACCGGGGCCUCAAGCCGGGCAAAAGCUGUGUCACAGAGCUCGGGCUGCUAUGACAGUGACAGUGCAGAGCCGUGCCCCACCGAUGACACUGCCGACGGGCAUCCCUACCCAGCGCGGGAUGGCACCCGGGGCUCAGGGCUGCGCCGGCAAGCCAUCCAAAACUGGCACCGCCGGCCCUACCGCAACAGCACUGAGGGCGAGGAGGGUGACGUCUCCGAUGUGGGCUCCCGCACCACCGAGUCGGAGGCCGAGGGCUGGGAGCCGGAGGCACCUGGAUCCGCUGGAUCCCGACCUGCCGGCAGCUGCCGGCUGACAGCCAGGACCGAGGGGGCCGGGGGCAAGGGGGUCCGUCUGGACAGGGGCAGCCCAGGCCACUCCAGCGAGGUGAUCAGCCCUGAGAUCCUCAAGAUGCGGGCGGCUCUUUUCUGCAUCUUCACCUACCUGGACACAAAGACCCUGCUGCGGGCGGCUGAGGUGUGCAAGGACUGGAAGUUCGUGGCCCGGCACCCGGCUGUGUGGACACGGGUUCUGUUGGAGAAUGCCAGGGUGUCCUCUAAGUUCCUGGCCAUGUUGUCUCAGUGGUGCACCCAGAUGCAUUCCCUCACCCUCCAAAACCUCAAGCCACGCCAGCGAGGGAAGAAGGAGAGCAAGGAGGACUACAUGAAGAGCACGCGGGGCUGCCUGGAAGCCGGGCUGGAGUCCCUGCUGAAGGCAACAGGCAGCAACCUGCUCAUCCUCCGCAUCUCGCACUGCCCCAACGUGCUGACGGACCGCUCGCUCUGGCUUGCCAGCUGCUACUGCCGGGCCCUGCAGGCUGUCACAUACCGGAGCUCUACGGACCCCGUGGGUCAUGAAGUCAUCUGGGCCCUUGGAGCAGGUUGCAGGGACAUCAUCUCCCUCCAGGUCGCACCUCUGCAUCCGUGCCAGCAGCCGACACGUUUCAGCAACCGCUGCCUUCAGAUGAUCGGCCGGUGCUGGCCGCACCUGCGGGCACUGGGUGUUGGAGGGGCAGGCUGCGGCGUCCAGGGACUGGCAUCCUUAGCCCGAAACUGCAUGCGGCUUCAGGUCCUGGAGCUGGACCAUGUGGCAGAGAUCAACCAGGAGGUUGCAGCAGAGGUGUGUCGAGAGGGGCUGAAGGGACUGGAGAUGCUGGUACUGACAUCCACUCCGGUCACCCCCAAAGCCCUGCUGCACUUCAACAGUGUGUGCCGGAACCUCAAGUCCAUCGUCGUGCAGGUAGGCAUCGUAGACUAUUUCAAGGAACCCCACAGCCCUGAAGCCAAGAAGAUGUUUGAAGAAAUGGUGAACAAACUCCAGGCCCUGAGGAAGAGACCCGGCUUCUCCAAGAUUUUACACAUCAAAGUGGAAGGAGGCUGUUAGACCUUCAGGGAACCACAAAGCACAUUCCCUCCUCUGCCCGGUGGAGCCCAAGGCCCCGUGAAACCAAACCCACUGUCCGCUGCUCACCCGCUGCCGGACCUGGAGCAUGGAGACACCAGCUCAUGCACAAAGAAACCCCAAAACUCUUGCAGGCCUUAGUGACUGGCAGCCAGCGCUUGUCCCCGGUGCCAGCUUGCGGGCGAGAAGGUGCUACUUAAGGAAAUUUUUUGGCUGCCCAAAGAGGCAGGGCUACGCUCUUCCCUGGGAGGGAAAAUGGCUUCAACAUCCCCCCACCCCCACUGUGGCUGCUUAUUGCCAAGGAUCCUUGUUUGGGGAAUGUCUUUUUCUUCAAACAUUGUUUCUGGGGGAGUAGGGGUUGGCCUUUUGAUGGCAUGGGAGCUGAGGAUGGCUCAGCCCAUCCCCAUGGGCUUCAUGCAGACCCCUGGGCUUGGCGCCGCUGUGUCACAGCUGGACCAUCCCAUCCUCUCCGUGGGAUGUUGGAGGUGGGAAGGGGACAUUCCUCCAGAGGAAACAGCGCCUAGCAUUCUGGCACGGUUUCGGCUCAUUUUCAUUUCAUUUGUUGAACAGAGGGACACCUAAACCUGGGUAAAUACUGCCCAGAAACCAGCAGCCACGACAGCACAAGCCUGGAUGGCAGAGCUGCAUCUCGGGGGCUGUAAGAGCCAGAGGACACCAGGAGAGUUGAUCGCUCUUCCAGACGUCUCCAGCCUCACCUCCUCUCCACCCAAACCUUCCUGCCAAGGCAAUAAACCAUCUCCAAAAUCCUCAUCCACCAGGAAACAUGGGUCAUGCUUCUGUCUCCACCACCAUCCCUCAGAGCAAGUUGCCCCAUGUGGAGAGAGCGACUGGCAUGGGACACCUACAUUUGCCAUCUCAUCGCCUUCUUGAGCAACUUGGAGAAACCCUGGCCAAAAUGUCCUGAAAUCCAAAGCUGCUGGUGAAAGCACCAACCCAGCUGCCCUGGUAGAACCCUUAUCUAUGGCCACGGCUGGUUUUUAAUUCUGCUUUUUUCUUCUGUCUGUCUUCUGCCUGCAAGGACAUCAUAGCCCCUAAAACACCCUUCUUUUUCCAAAGGAAAAGGCCUUUGAAAGGCAUCCAGCAGGGUCAGGCAUCUCCAUUCUCCACCCUGGGGAGAAGGUGCCAGGAGGUGCCCACACCAUGGGGGACACCCAUCACAGACAGCACUGCCAGCAGCAGGGACACACCAGCCUUAACGGCAGCCCCCUGCCACCUCCAGCCCCACCUAGGCGUGCUUGGACCCAAUGUGCUGAGCUGAGAGGAGCCAACUGGGAAAAGCAGAUCUAGGCAGUUUGUCCUCUUCUCUGGACCUUCGUCAGAGGUUUUGGUGCAUGUUGGCCAGCACAGCCAUGAGGAGACAGCCCUUCCCAUGGCAUCUCCCCUUCCUUCAGCCCUUCCGGGGGUUGAUGGGCUGCCAUGGAGCAUCCCCCCUGGAGAGAGAAGGCCACAGACCCAUCCUGGUGCCAUCUUCCUCACCUACGACACGAGAGCUGCAGACCUCAGCCGAUGGCUCCCAGCAUGCCAGCAGCCCGUGGGGACCCUGACAGAAAAUAAAAUUGAUUCCAAAUCACUGAAGCUGGCGGUGGGCCAGAGGCAGCUCCUGGGUCUCCAGCCCCAGAAAGCACCUCAGGAGACCAUUUCAUCCACCCCUCAUCCCGUCUGUGCUGUCUCCUCUGAAACACGGUAGGGUUUUUUGGCCAUAACCCCUGGGCUGAAGCACCUCCGUUCCCCCACUGACUGCAGCUUUCCAGGAGGAGGCUGCUCCCUGUAUGCACAAAAUGUGGGACCCCCAAAAAAAAAAAGCCUGUGAGAAACUACCACGUCUCACCAUGCCCCCAUGGGCAGCACUGGAUGAGCUCUCUGGCACCAGGGGUGAGCUCGCUGCCAUGCCCACCACGGGUUUACCUCCGCCACGGGGAGGCUGGGACACAUGUAAUCCAGGGGCAAGAGGAGCAAGGGAUGCCCCAACCAGCAAAAAAACCCCACCCAGCAAAGCCACAACCCACUGGGGACCACCCAGCCCCAUCCCAUGAGCGUGGUCCCAGCAGAUAUGUCACCAUUCCAAACAGUGCAGAGACUUGCAAAAUUCCUUUAAAAAAAAAAAAAAAAAGAAGGAAAAAAAAAAGUAAGUAUUUAUUUCUAUAAAGAAGGAGAGAAAAAAAAGAUUUUAAAGGAAAAUUAUAUACUCAGCAUGUUUAUACACUCUAUGCUUAAAGACUAUUGUGUUGGAGAGUCAUGUCUGAAGACUGAAGGUGGCUGCUCCAGAUUUGCUGCAUGUGCCUGGCCCCUCACCCAGCUCUUCCGGGUCAUGGGGACGGUGAGGAUGAGGUGAUGGAAAGCAGGGGGAGAUGCUGAGGACUCAUGGAGAAACCUUCUGUGCUCGCCUUUGAGGCCGGAGUGGCUGCUGGUGCUGUCGGCAUGGAGCAUGGGUGGGUCUGUGACAUCCCCUUCCUCCCACCGCCGUGAGGGUUUCGUAAGUCAUGACAGGACAACCUCACCUGAAUUUGGUGCUUUGGGAUGUCACCGAGACCAGACCAAACCAUCUGCCUCCCCUUGGGGCAUUCCCAAGAAGUCCAAUUUCUGGCUUAGCAAAGCCACGUUUUUACAAAAAUCCUGUGAUGACACAAGACCUUGAGCAGGUUCGAGGAUUAGAAGAUGGAAAGUGAGGGGGGUUUCCCCAUUUUUCCUGGGUUUGGAUGAGUUCCUUUCUCCUGCUCCUCCUCUUCCUCCUCCUCAGCUGGGGAUGAUGGUGGCUGGCACUGUGGCACAGGCUUGGUGGUAACGAGAGCCCUGCGUCUCCCUGGCUCUCCCGGUGGCUCCUAAUUGGCCAGGUUGUUCAUGGCAACAAGCUCAUUAACGGCUCCGUAUCCCUUCCACUGCGAAGUCAUAUUGAUGGUUUCCCUGCUGCUUUCCCUCCCCAUCCCGCUGGCACAUGGCCCCGUUGGCUUCCCCACAAACCCCCAUCACGCACCCCCAUCCCUACGGGAUGCUCAGGCCAUAGGAUUCACCACAUCGGCCGUGGGGUUUCAACCCGAUUUCCUCUGAUAAUGGAGAUGUGCAGAAAUACCAAAGCCCCUGGGAACGCCUUGAAAUCACACAAUGUAUUUGGGUGCUGGUAGGGAAGGGACUGCUGCAGCAUGAGCUCAACCCCAUACUAGACCCUAGAGAAGCCCCAGAGGGGCUCUGCGAUGACAAUCCUCAGCAAAAGCCAGGGCACAGCCACCUGACCCAGGGUCAGCAUCAGCGGCAAGCUUUUACUCAGAGGUCAUGGUGGUGGCCAGAUCUGGCAGGGGCUGGAUGGAUAGUGCUGCCAGUUCCUGCCACAGCUGGCUCCCACAGGACCAGUUUUGGGGAGAUUUAUUCCUUUUCUAGGGGAUUUGCCCAAAAUUUCCCCAUGGCCAGCGCUCACGGCAUUCCCCUUCACUUGAAUUUGGCUGCUGGUCAGGGAUCUGAAGAGGAACACCACCAGCAAAACCCGCUCGGGGGCCAAAUUUAUCCCAAAUCCCUGAUUUUCUGUUUCAUUAUGUAUUGGAUUUUGCUCGACAUCCAUCGCUCUGAGCCCCCAGGAGCUGGGGAUGCUCCGGGGACCAGCUGCCUCCUCCUGCUUUCAUCCCCACGCCCCCAGUCUGGGGGGGGGUCAAGGGGUGUAAGGGCCUGAGGCAAAUGGGAACCCCAGGCUGGUGCUGUCCAAGGAGGUUUUUUAAACCUCUUUAUCAAGCAAAGGCAAGAAAAACAUACACCACCUCUUGCCGGGGUGUCGUGGCCCCAGCUGCCACCCAAGGCACAGUCAUGGCUGGGUCUUGGACAGCUCGUUUGAAUCCUCCAAAAGGCUCUGAAUUUGGUAAAAACAGAACAAAAACCAGAAAAAGGAAAAGUGUUGAUAAAGGCUCUUGAAGCAGUUGACAAACGUUUUCUCUCAGCAUCUAGAGGAGCCCCCACCGCAGGAGAGAGCGCAUCGCUUCAGCCUCUCAUUUUGGGUUAAAAAUCAGCAGGUUGGGGUGGAGCAAAAGUAUUUGGGAAUCGGUGCCAAAAAAAAACCAAAAAAAAUACAAACCCAAACCAGGGAGCGGGUUGAUUUCAGCAGCUGGAGGCAGUGUGCUGUGACCAAAGCACCGCGGGGUGUUGUUGCGAGGUGAGCAGUGGCGAAGCACCACCUUCCCCAUCGGGGGAGGCAAAAUAAUCCCCGCAGUGGUUGCAAGCGCCCCUCCUGCCCCGAGGAAAAGCCGCUGCACGUCCUUCCCCAGUGUGCAGCAGCAAGAAGAGGAGGGAAAACUGCCCGAAAGCAGGAAAAAUUUUCUAAUCCAGCCUCGGGAUUGAGCUCUGUGGAGUCGGGGUGGGGAGGAAGAAUGAAGCAGGUGCGAUGGUGCAGGGGGGUGGGAUGGCUUUUGGGAAGCGAGCACAGUGAUGCACACUUGCUUAGAGAUAAUCAGAGGAUGCACUCCCCAUGGGGAGAAAAAAAAAAAAAAUAUAUAUAUAUACAGGAAUUGCAAUCGUUUCCCUCAAGCGCUUCCCAGCAGUGUUUGCUUGGGUACAAGCUCAGCCCCAGUGGGCGAUUUCCAAGGGGCCCUGUACAGCAACCUCCCCCCUCCCAAAAGGUAGCCAGUUUGCCUCCUAAGUUAUUUUUUAAAAUCUAUAUAAAUUUAGGUCUAUUUUAGUCUUUUGCAGCGAUGUGCCAGUGUCUGGAAGAACCAAACACCCCUUUCCCCUCCCCCUCCCCGCCCCAGCCCCACAGUCCCUUGAUGCUAAAGCAGGUCCUCAACGCUCCACCUGCCGGAGGAGGACGCUGCCCUGGAGGAGGGGGAAGCAGCGGGGUGGGGGUGCAGCCCGAGCUGGGGGUCAGGGGGAGGCUCCGGGUGCUUUUGUCGGCAGCAGGGUCCAACGGUGGCCGGGGAGAGCGGGCGAGGCAGGAGCUGCUGCCCAUCGGCCGUGGGAGACUGUGUUUUUAGCACUUUGGUUGGUACUAUCACCUGUAGACGCACUUUGAUGUUGUUGCUUUGAAACUUUGCCGAGUGUAAACAAUGUGUAUUUAAAGAAUUACAAACAAACAAACAAACCCCCAAGGUGUGUAAAGAGCUAUUUUAUGAUUCAGUGUUGAAUAAAGACUCUUGAGAUUCAGGUGGGGUUUUCACUCUCCCGGGGACCACGCUAAACCCAGGCCAGUGCCGGCCAGCUCCAGCAUGAAACCAGUGAGACCAGGUGCUUUUUGGGGCUUACUGGGAGCACCCCUUUCUCCUACCCCCCUCUCCCUGCAGGCAGAGGGGUCUUGGUUGGGGCAGCCCCACAGGGCACUGGGCCAAAGCAGGGGACAGGGACAGCAUAUAGGGCACAAACAUCGCCAGAUUAGCUAGGGGGCAAAAAAAUCUAUUUCUGAAUGGUCCUGGGAAGGAAAGGAAAAGAAAAAAGGGGGUGAAUUUCUAGUGGAGAGGCCUGGCAGCUGGAGGAUUCCCAGUUCCCUGUUUACAACCAAGCAGUUAGGAAUCGGUUUUACAGGUUGGAGAUUAUCAGAGCAAGAGCUGGAAACCAGCUCCCCACCUGGCUGGGGAGGGCAGGGUGGCCCUGGGUGCAGGGAGGUGGGACCUGGCUUCAGGGAAGAUGGGGUGGGACACCCAGGAGAGGCAGACUGGACCUUGCUCUAUGAAGGAAGAAUAUUCAAGGGAAAUGCAAAGAAAAUGUUCUGGAAACCCAGCUGGAGUGCUGGGUCCAGCUCUGGGGCCCCAGCGUAAGGAUGUGGAGCUGUUGGAGCGGGGCCAGAGGGGACCACGGGCAUGGUCAGAGGCUGGAGCAGCUCUGCUGUGGGGACAGGCUGGGAGA